CUCGCAGCUCUUUCUUUUAUGGAUCGCAUUUUCCUCUUCCACUCUGUUCAUCUUUCUUUCUCUCUCUGUUAGGGCCAUCACUAUCCCUUUACCCAACGUUUUCCGACAGCGAAGUCUUCGCCGGCGAGCGCUAGAAGAAGGCCUCUCCGCCGCUUCCACUUCCGUACGAUUCUCCAUCUUCGUCGUCAUGGAGGUUCUCAUCGGUCCUCCCUCUUUCACCAUCCAGGUUGCCUCUUCUUCGUCUUUUGUCAGAGAUCGGACCGCUGCUUCUCCGCUCCCGCCGCCGCUGGAUCAUGCUCUUGAUUCGCCUUGGAACUGUUUCAAUUCUUUCCGAACUUACGCUGUCCGUAAAGCUCCGGAGGAUGAAAUCGAUUACCGUUCUGAUUCCUCUUCCUCGAUCGGAGUUCCUGAUGGUGAUGAGAGCGAGGAUGAGAGCAUUUCGUCCACUGGUGGAGAUCAAGAGGAGGAGGUUCGGAGUAAACUGGAUUCAGGAUUCGCGUCUCUCGGAUCGUUGGAAGAGUCUCUUCCGAUUAAGAGAGGCUUAUCGAGUCACUUUUCUGGAAAAUUGAAAUCGUUUGCGAAUCUAGCAGAGGCGAAAUCAGUAAAAGACAUUGUGAAACCUGAAAACUCUUUUAAUAAGAGAAGAAGAAUUUUGAUUGCGUCAAAAUUGGCUAAGAAAUCGUCGUUCUACACCUGGCAGAACCCUAAGUCGAUGCCUCUGUUAGCGCUCAGAGAAGUAGAUGAUGAUGAUGAUGAUGAUGGCGACGAAGAAGAAAAAAAAUCACCUGCUUCAUAUUCUUCAGAAGAUAAUGAAGAUGAAGAUGAAGAACCGAAAAUAAAAAGAGUUUCAGAUUUUCAUCGAAGACGGUUUAUGAGCUUCAAGUCGAGAUGCUUUUCUCUGGCGGAUCUGCAACAGCGGCACCAUCAACCACAAGAACAUUAAUCCGUAGCCUUAGCUUCUUCUUCUUCUUCUUCUUUUUUU
Messenger RNA from Cucurbita pepo subsp. pepo (vegetable marrow), 982 nucleotides. Its product is annotated as protein OXIDATIVE STRESS 3 LIKE 4. Lineage: Eukaryota; Viridiplantae; Streptophyta; Magnoliopsida; Cucurbitales; Cucurbitaceae. The record is from RefSeq and is a predicted model, not a curated record.